Messenger RNA from Uloborus diversus, 2180 nucleotides. Its product is annotated as glucose dehydrogenase [FAD, quinone]-like. Gene Ontology annotation, molecular function: oxidoreductase activity, acting on CH-OH group of donors; flavin adenine dinucleotide binding. The coding region runs from base 1 to 1821 and encodes 606 amino acids. Lineage: Eukaryota; Metazoa; Arthropoda; Arachnida; Araneae; Uloboridae. The transcript is spliced from 11 exons. The record is from RefSeq and is a predicted model, not a curated record.
AUGGGCAUCUUGCAGUAUUUACCAUCUUUACUGCCUUUUGUGGCUCUGCUGUAUAUGCGAGCUCAAGACUCGGCAGCACCACUUACCAAAGAUAAAUGGGAUACUGAAUAUGAUUAUAUAGUUGUGGGCGCAGGUUCGUCUGGAGCUGUGGUGGCGAGUCGAUUGUCUGAAGAUCCUCGAGUGACAGUUCUGCUUUUGGAAGCUGGAGGUCCAGAAAACCAAAUCACUGAUGUUCCUCUCGUAGCAGCAAGUUUGCAACAAACGCCUGUCGAUUGGGCUUACCAAACGGAGCCACAGGAAGCGGCAUGUUUUGGGCUCAAAGGACGGCGCAGCCGUUGGCCAAGAGGUCGAGUCCUUGGUGGAUCCAGUGUCUUAAACUACAUGCUGUACGUUCGAGGAAACAAGAGGGAUUACGAUAACUGGGAGAGACUGGGAGCUAAAGGAUGGUCUUGGAAGGAUGUCUUUCCUUAUUUUCUGAAAUCUGAAGACAACAGAGAUCAGUCACUUGUAGAUACAGGUUAUCAUGCAACAGGAGGUUAUCUGACAGUAUCUACUCCUCCACAUGCUACUCCAUUGGCUCAGAGUUAUGUAGAAGCUGGUUUAACUAUUGGAUAUCCUAAUAUUGAUAUAAAUGGAGCUAGACAAACAGGAUGGAUGAUUCCUCAAGGCACGAUUCGCAGAGGUGCUCGCUGCAGCACAUCAAAAGCCUUCCUCAACCCGACGAGAGGAAGACCAAAUUUAGACAUCGUCGUCUUUGCACAUGUAACAAAAAUUUACUUCGACCCAUUGAAAAGGGCUCGUGCUGUGCAAUUCGACAGAUUGAGAAUCACGUACACAGUAAACGUACGAAAGGAAGUAAUACUUUCGGCUGGAGCAAUCAACACACCUCAACUCCUCAUGUUGUCAGGAAUUGGUCCGAGGCAUCAUCUUCAAGAACUAGGGAUCCCCGUGAUUGCUGAUCUUCCCGUUGGAUACAAUCUACAAGACCACAUUUAUCCUGGAGGAAUGCACGUACUUAUAAACAAACCUCUGUCGAUUGUGCAGCCCCGUAUCAUCAAUCUCAUGGACAUAAACAAUUUUAUUCUGUUUGGUAGAGGUCCUUUCACCACUCUUGGCGGAGUUGAAACUUUAGGAUUCAUCAACACGAAGUACGCGAAUGUAUCGCAGGACUGGCCAGACGUUGAGAUUCAUUUUGUGUCCGGAAGUCCCGUGUCGGACGGCGGACAAACAUUUCAGAGGGUCAUGGGAGUUAGCCAAGAGGUUUGGGAUGCCUUUUACAAGCCAUAUGUCUUCAGGGAUACUUUCUCUAUGAAUCCUGUUUUAUUGAGACCACACAGCAAAGGCUUCAUCAAACUGAGAUCGAAAGAUCCUUAUGAACCUCCAAUAAUUGAUCCUAAGUACCUGACUCAUCCUCAAGACAUUUUGACCAUGGUAGAUUCUAUGAAAAUUUGCAUAGCAGCAAUGAAAACUCCAGCUAUUCAGAAGUAUGGGGGCAAACUUUUUGAAUCGCCUCUCCCCGGAUGUGAUCAGUAUCCAAGAGGAAGUGACGCUUUCUUGGCAUGCUUGGCGAGAACGUAUACGGCUACUUUAUAUCAUCCAACUGGUACUUGCAAGAUGGGAAAUGUCUGGGAUCCGACGACUGUGGUAGACCCUCAUUUAAGGGUGAAGGGUGUCCAUGGUCUGAGAGUAGCGGACGCUUCAAUAAUGCCAGAAAUUGUAUCCGGAAACACAAAUGCACCUUGUAUAAUGAUCGGAGAAAAAGCAGCCGAUAUUAUUCGAGGGAAGAAGACUAUUAUAAAGAAAAAAACUAAGAAAAAAUGAUCCUGAACUUCAACAACUUAACUUUUAAGAAGUCAGUACUCAAGUUUGUGAAUGGAACGAGUUGUAACUGAAAGAUCAAAGCAUGUGCAUUUUAAUGAAGAAAUGUUCUUUUUUUGCAAGUUAUGCCAAACUUCGUUCCGAGCUAAAGAAAUGUGUUUUGUUUACUGAAAAGAACAAACAUACAAGGCCAUGGUAUUAUAAAAAGUUUUCCUGCUGGGGAAAAUUGCUUACAUUUGAGUCUUUCAUUUAUGGUUUUUAGCAUUCUAUAUUUAUUGUUGCAUUUACAGUCUGUAAUAAUUUUAAAAUUAUUUUAGAUUUCUAGAUCUUUAUUGUGAUGGUUUUUUAAUUUAUGAAAGAAA